UUGGCGCAGGCUUCACUCACCCGGGAGUUCUCCAAAUUCGCGCUGUGGAGUGUGCCCAAACUCCGCCAAUCCACCCACCAGCAUCCUGAGGAAGGGAUGGUGCAGCCUCCCAGCUCAGGCAUCCACUCCCCAGCUUGUUUCUGGGGACAGGGGCGGGGUCCACCACUGCGCGUGAUGUUGAAUGCCCGGCCCCAGCCCCUCCUCUGGGAGGAGCUUCCUCAUCACCGCCAGACUUAAGUCCCUGUCUCCAGUCUCAGGCCAGUUUCUUGCUGCCCACCAAUCCCGGAAGCUGAGGCCCAUUGGGUCGCUAGCAGGGCACAGGACUGAGCUGAAAAGCCAUACAUCCCUGUUAACGUCCUGUGCUCGUGCCGAGGGGACAAUGGCGGCUUCCUGUAUCCUCCUGCACACUGGACAGAAGAUGCCCCUGAUUGGACUGGGCACCUGGAAGAGUGAGCCUGGCCAGGUAAAAGCAGUUAUUAAGUAUGCCUUGAGUAUAGGCUACCGCCACAUUGACUGUGCUGCUAUCUACGGCAACGAGACUGAGAUUGGGGAGGCCCUGAAGGAGAAUGUGGGACCUGGCAAGUUGGUGCCUCGGGAGGAGCUGUUUGUGACUUCCAAGCUGUGGAACACGAAGCACCACCCCGAGGAUGUGGAGCCUGCCCUCCGGAAGACACUCGCUGACCUCCAGCUGGAGUAUUUGGACCUGUACCUGAUGCACUGGCCUUAUGCCUUUGAGCGGGGAGACAACCCCUUUCCUAAGAAUGCUGAUGGGACUAUACGCUAUGACUCCACCCACUACAAGGAGACCUGGAAGGCUCUGGAGGCACUGGUGGCUAAGGGGCUGGUGCGGGCACUGGGCCUGUCCAACUUCAGCAGUCGGCAGAUCGAUGAUGUGCUCAGUGUGGCCUCUGUGCGCCCAGCUGUCCUGCAGGUGGAAUGCCACCCAUACCUGGCUCAGAAUGAGCUGAUUGCCCACUGCCAAGCACGCGGCCUGGAGGUGACUGCUUAUAGCCCUCUGGGCUCCUCUGAUCGUGCUUGGCGUGAUCCUGCUGAGCCUGUCCUGCUUGAGGAGCCAGUGGUCCUGGCACUGGCUGAAGAGCAUGGCCGCUCUCCAGCUCAGAUCUUGCUCAGGUGGCAGGUCCAGCGGAAAGUGAGCUGCAUCCCCAAGAGUGUCACACCUUCCCAUAUCCUUCAGAACAUCCAGGUGUUUGACUUCACUUUUAGCCUGGAGGAGAUGAAGCAGCUGGAUGCCCUGAAUAAAAAUUUGCGAUUCAUCGUGCCCAUGCUUAUGGUGGAUGGGAAGAGGGUCCCAAGAGAUGCAGGUCACCCUCUGUACCCCUUCAAUGACCCAUAUUGAGACCACAGCUUCCUGGCUUCCUUUUCAUCUCUCCAGCUAUAACAUCCUGCCAUCCCCAGAAAGAAUGAGUUAAUAAAGCCAUUGGAGUAUCCAUCCAUGA
Molecule: messenger RNA, 1457 nt
Organism: Balaenoptera ricei (Rice's whale)
Lineage: Eukaryota; Metazoa; Chordata; Mammalia; Artiodactyla; Balaenopteridae
Gene: AKR1A1
Product: aldo-keto reductase family 1 member A1
Exons: 9
Coding region: 182-1357 (391 amino acids)
Biological process (GO): aldehyde catabolic process
Cellular component (GO): cytosol
Molecular function (GO): aldose reductase (NADPH) activity
Source: RefSeq, a predicted model, not a curated record